AUGAGGUUGGCGCAGGAUUACAGAAUGUUGUUCCGAUUUUUUCCAGUUGUUUUGUUAGGUCUUUCGGGAAGCCCAGCUUGGACUCAGGCAAAGCCUCUUGAUUCAGAUUCCUCGGUUGCCUACGCCACCUACAUCAACUUCGCUGAACAGGACAUCUUGAACAACGACGAUGGUCUUCCCACUCAUCCUCUACUCCCCGACUAUGGAAAGGCUACUUAUCCCAUUACCACCGACGGAAAUGGGCGACAGCAGGUCGAGGCCCACCUGAGCUACUGGGAAGGAAAAUACUGGAUGUAUGCUGCCACUUGGGGCUGUGGAGGUUCACUCUUUAGCUACGGCCGAGUGACUGGUAUUAACUGGCCGGCUAUUCCUACUUACCCACAAGGAGACUAUGGCGAGGACGGUAAUUGCGGCAUCAAGUCCUACACAUCGUCUGAUCUUGUCAGCUGGGAGCUGGUCGACUUCUACCAACCAGCUGCUGAUGUUGCAAACGUGACGAAGCCUCUCGUCAGAUACAGCAAAGCAACUGGGAAUUACGUCCUAUUUAUGGGUGGAAACGAUCAGUCCAACUUUUACUACGCGACUUCCAAGUCACCUGGCGGCCCAUGGAGUAACCCGCCGUCUUUGAUGACAGGAGAGCAUCUUACUCACGACUUCGACAUCGCUGUUGGCCCCGACGGCGAGCAUCACAUCCUCACUGACACCUGGGCUAGUGUCUUGGAGGUUCAAGCACCAGGGCACUCUGUUCCAGUGUGGGAUAUUUACGUACAGAAGCUCGCACCAAACUUGACUUCAACAGUUGGGACCAACACAUCUAAACUGAUACGAUCGGCCAAAGACCUUCUCAAACAAGGUCUCAACUUCGAGGCGUGUGGCUUCUUUUAUCAUGACUCAUACUGGUAUCAGACCUACUCAUACACCUGCCAGAACUGUCCCGGAUACAUAGACUACCUCUAUGCCAAGGAUCCUUUAGGGCCAUAUACGGAUGGUGGCUAUGUCAGUCUCGACGGCUGCGGUGGUCAGAACAAAGGUGCCAAUGUGCUCCCCAGUGCCAAAGGUCCCAUAGUUCUAGCUGGGAACCUUGCCUACAGGACGGGCCCGACCAACCACGUACUCAAUGGCGAAAUCUGGCAUGCGGAUAAUCACCAAGCGGCAUCCAGUACUUCCUUCUUUCCCAUUGAAUUCAACGAUGACCACACGAUCAAAAACUUCACAUGUCCAGCUACUGUCAAGAUCCCGCUGGUGAAAAACAUCACCUCUUCUCCCGAACCACCUGUCCCUUAUCAACUCGACUGCCGUAUCCGCAACUGGCAGACUACAGUACAACACUUCUCGCCACCGAAGCAACUUUCAACUCUGGAGUUUCCCGUUUGGCAAAGAACAGAUAACCUAGGACCAACGACCAAUGCCGGCCCGGUACUCGAUGGUGUUUUGAACGUCACUGUGAACUUUCUUGACAAGUCAACUGAGACUUUUUCCUGGGUUCCGAGUAAUAUCUCUUGGGCGCCUACUAAGAUUUCUAUGGAUCUAAAUGGCAAGAUGCUAGCUUCUAUUGAGCUGAGUACAAAUGCCACGAAUGGGUGUUAUGGAACACUUGCUCAGCCGUUCGCUGAUUGUGGAGUUCAGUAUGGGGUCAUUAUGAAGGGCAAAUUGAAGAUUUCUGAAAAGGCACAAAUGUAUAUCCAUCAAUUCUAG
This is a messenger RNA of Fusarium venenatum, 1695 nucleotides long. RefSeq names its product glycosyl hydrolase. The record is from RefSeq and is a predicted model, not a curated record. Gene Ontology annotation, molecular function: hydrolase activity, hydrolyzing O-glycosyl compounds. Gene Ontology annotation, biological process: carbohydrate metabolic process. NCBI's taxonomy places the organism in Eukaryota, Fungi, Ascomycota, Sordariomycetes, Hypocreales, Nectriaceae.